Messenger RNA from Opisthorchis viverrini, 3098 nucleotides. RefSeq lists its product as hypothetical. The transcript is spliced from 8 exons. The coding region runs from base 1 to 2733 and encodes 910 amino acids. The record is from RefSeq and is a predicted model, not a curated record. NCBI's taxonomy places the organism in Eukaryota, Metazoa, Platyhelminthes, Trematoda, Opisthorchiida, Opisthorchiidae.
AUGACAAGCGUUGGAUCCUCUAUCGAAGUACUAAGUCGAACCUGUCUCCCCGCAACAGAAUAUGCCACAUCGCCCCCUGGAUCGAUUCCCGUUGGUGUGGAGGUCACAAAGCACAUUGUCGGUACUAGUAUCUUAGAUCAAGAAUCUGUUAUUAAUAUGCAAGCGGCUCUUUAUCGCUAUGCUUCCCAUGGUCGUCUACACAAACGACUUGGAGAUCCACAUUACAAAUCAAGCUGCCGAUCACGGAGUACUGGCGUCCGGUCAAAUUCUUCGCCAUCCAACAAGCCCACUUCCACAAUAAGGUCAAAUGAUUUUCUCACAGUACUCAAGGUUGGACUUCCGGAUCAAUCACAAAGUGCAGGGUUAACAUCUCCAAUCUCACAAACACAUCUUUCGUUUCUACAAAACCCACUGAAGCCCACACUAUGUCACCAUCUCCGGCAGCCAGACCGCUACCCACGUUCUACAAGCGUUUGGAGACGACUUGCUAAAAAACCCAGCCCAAGACACCGAAGCCUUCCCACGCUUGUGGUUGAACCAACCGCUGAUGUCCUGCUUGGCGAUCGGCUAUCGGGUGACGGGCAGACAGAUGAAGAACGAUCCACCCCAGGUUCAUCUGAAGUCUGUCUAGGACAUCCGUCUCCUAUUAAGAAGAUUCCGACGGGAAGCAACAAGUGUGGUCCCAUACCGUCACCGACUGUCUGGUGGUUGGACGACGAUACUGGUCGUGGCACCGGUAGCGGAACCGUCAAUAGGAAAGCCAUCUUUACCCUUGACCCGGAAAAUAUCUGUGCCGCGGAACCCAAUGAGGAUGCGACAGAACACCUCCUUCUGCCAGGACGGUCUGGAUUUGAAGACGAACUCGUUCGAGAGGUUGCCCACUUCGAGCUAACCGAGUUUCUGAUUGGUGAACUAGAAUUCUUAAAUUCAAUGUCCUUGAUUCGAUCGAUAUUUCCUGACGAACCAGCAAUCGAUGGUGACAAGGCAGCUACACCGCUUGGUACCGACUAUUCAGUUUCCCUCAGUUCCUCAGCUCUCGAUUAUCAAUCCAACCUACCCAGUGUACAGCCCUCUGAAUCGAGUUUGGGAUGGUUGACAUACAUUGAACCAACGCCAAUACCUGGCAUCAACUACGCCUAUCCGACAGUCGAACAACUACAGGAAAGCACACGAAUCUCCUCCCCGUUCGCAGACUUUUUCGGUGUAAUUCAACAAGGCCUUCCAACCGAGCUCCCUGCCUCAGACCAAUCGGCAGCCACAAAAGCCGCACCUGUUGAUGUGGAUCUCACGUCUUCAGAAGAUCUUCAAGAAGAUGACCUGUCGGAUGCUUUGGUGGAUUCCCUUCAGACGCGCUUCGUAACCACCGCUGGUGCUGAGCUAGUCACCUCAUGCAUGGAGUACUGCGCCGGACACCCAUCGCACAUGGCCUUUUUAAAACAACUGCACCAGUUGCUCAUGCAAACGUGUGACGCAGAUUGGGCGUUUCGUGACCGUUCCUCGACUUGGACGACAAAGCCAGACGCGAAACACUUGCUAACCGCUUCCACCCUGGUGCCCUCGGCUUCGGCUGUGAUGCUGCUUUCUCGAGAAAACAAUCACAAAGCCGAUUUGGUACCCCUUAUGCCCGCACAUCUCUCCCGCAUUCAUCGACGUUCCGGUUCGGCAGUCCUGGGUGAGCGUUCAAAAGUCCAAACCACCUGUCCGGUUCCUUCACCGUUACAUCUUGUAAAUGGAGUCGUUUCCGGUCUGUCUGAUGAUAUUGCAGCAACCGAUGCACCAAAGAAGACCAGUUUGCCGGUCAGACUAGACUGCACAGUUGAAAAUGACUUUUUCGCCUCUCCCACGAACAGCAACCAAGCAGACCAGUCAAGGCAUGGUCCCAUCAGUGCACUGUGCACUCCUCUACCUUACGAUCUUUUGCUAACCCCACCCAUUCCCAAAGCUAAGCGAAAGUCUGUCCUGUCCAGUCAGAAUAACCGAUGCGCUGGUUGUGGUACCUUCAUUGAGACUCGCUACCUCAAACGAAUGCGGUUUUGUGAGUUUUUCGCGCGAUACUUCUGCUGCGUAUGUCACGCAAACACGCUGAUGGUUCUCCCGGGAAACCUGCUAACUAACUGGGAUUUCCGAAUGAUGCCUGUGUGCAAUAUCGCCCGGGAUCGUCUGCAUCAAUUACACCGCCAACCGUUGCUUCGUUGGCCAGAUUUUAGCCGUCGAGUUGUUCAAACCCAACCGUGUCUGCGAAAUUGCCACACUUUACGCACCCAAGGUCGACUAUUGCUGCCUUUCGUGCAGUUCUGUCAGAAUGCUCAGGAACUGUUGAUGGCUCUGGCACAGCUUCCCUCACACUGGUUACAGUCACCGGACAUAUGGAGUAUGGCCGACUUGUGCGCUGUUCGUGAUGGGCAGUUUGAAAGCCGUCUACGCAUGGCUCUCCAACCGAUGGUGGACCACCUCUCAGCUUGUCCAAGAUGCCGUGCUCAAGGUUACGUGUGUGAGGUGUGUCACUCUGGCCAAAUUCUUUUCCCAUUCGGUCAGGUGAACACAGUCAUGUGUCCAGCCUGUUCGGCUUGCUUCCAUCGCAACUGUUUGCGACAGCCAAGACCGGAAACGUGUCCACGCUGCAUACGGCGGAAUGAACGGCGCAAGCGCAGUCAAUCGCACCCAGCUGUUCCACCCAUCACUGUUCAGGAUGGCGGGGAUGAGGACGAUGCACUAAUGCUGGCUUUGCGUUAACAAGUCUCUUAUUGGUACCACAAUAUCCCGGUCUAUGCCAUAUCAACUUUCUUAUUUGCAUCUCCUAUGUGGGGGUUCUCCUGUGAAGUUAUUGUAGCUUUUCUAAAAUCACUAGUUCCUCAUAUUUGCGGUAUGCUUUUUUAUUCUGAUUAUAUCUACCUUCCAACUGUGCUCCACACACUGUCUUUCAUUUUGAUGAGGAUUGUCUCGAAUCGCCAGAUUUUCAACUGGUACACCCAUCUCCAAAUAUCCCACUACCCGCAUGACCUGAUUUUUUUUAUCGACUGUACAAACUUAUUGCGCAGGACUCUCUUCCUUUCGCUCAUGAGUUACGCGAUCAAUUCUAAAAAUAUUUUCCACUCAAG